GGUCUAUUGCUCGCGAUGAUAAAAACCCGCGGUCACAGCAGCCUUCCCACAGGGAAGCCGCCUGGACACCGCAGUCCCGCGAACGCGGCGCGGCCGCCCCGGGGACCGGGACAGUCCCGCGCGGGCUCCGGGACAAGAGCGGCCCCAGCGCAGCAUCCCCCGGAGCCCGCUCCUGUCACCGCCACCAAGUCCCCUGCGUGCGCUGCGCGGCCGCGGCCGCGGGACGAGCGCGCAAGGCGCCGGUCAGCAGCCGCCCCCGCCGCCGCCGCCCCGGCCGCCCUGGGACCCUCCGCGGGGCGGGUCCGAAAACGCCUAAAAACCCCCGAAACGCUCCGAUCAUUCCCGCCGCGACCGCCGUUUCCUCGGACUGCGCCGAGCGGCACGAGGCUUGGCCUCCGUUCGUGUCCGCGCCCGGCGGCUUGGGACGGAAGACCGAGCCCGGCCGCAGAGCGCAGCUGCCCCCGCGCCGGCCGCCCCCGCGCCGAGACCGCCCGGGGUGCCGAGGCCGCCCGGGGUGCCGAGGCCGGGGCGCCGGGGAGAGCCCCGCGCGAGCGAGCGGCGGUCCCGGGCCGCCAACCCCGGCCGCCCCGGGCCCCACGGGCCGGCACCGACGCGAGCCCCCGGGCCUGCCUGGCUGUGCAUGCUGCGGCCACACUGUGGAAGCUGCCCCUCCCCAAGGACCCGCCUCCUUUGCUGAUGCCAGCAUCUUGGUGCACAGACUGCUCUGUCCCAGCUGUCGCCACAGAAAGGUCUCUCUGCUCCUCACCCUCAGCCUCAGCAGAAGCUGCUAGGCCAGAAAAAGGGUCAGCUCUUCUGACAUUGUGCGGCGUUUAAAAACUGGGAGCUCCAGCCCGGGACUGCAGUGGCUCAUGCCAGUAAUCCCAGCGUUUUGGGAGGCCAAGGAUUUGGGAGGAUUGCUUGAGGCCAGGAGUUCAAGACCAGCAUGGACAACACAGCAAGAUCCAGUCUUUACAAAAAAAAAAAAAACAAAAACAAAACCCAACCAAAAGAAACACUGGGAGACUUUCUGCAGAAAUUGAGUUCCAGCCUCUCUUGAACCUGGGAAGACCUGGUGGGGGGAGGGGGCUGGGCUCUUGGCUGCACCGCUGCAGGAGCUGAACCCCAGCCGUCUUGCCCGCCAGUGCUCUUGGUCUCCUGAGGUCCUACCAGGUGCAGUGUGCACCGAGCACGCCUGGCCUGGUGCCAUGGCCUCCGAGCUGGGGACUCCUGGGCCCUGUGAGCCCCCAGGCAACAGCCCCAGGAGUGGCAAACGCCUUUGCCCCAGGUCUGGCUGCUGCCUCAGUGACAGCAGACAGGAAAGGGGUGAGACCCUCCUCAGCAGUGGCUGCCAGCCCGUAGCUGGGGGACAUGCUCCCCUGAACAUGCCAAAGUUACGUGUGUUUUUGUUUUGAUUUUCUUUGAGAUGGAGUUACGCUCUUAGCUCCCAGGCUGGAGUGCAAUGGUGUGAUCUCAGCUCACUGCAACCUCUGCCUCCUGGGUUCAA
Molecule: messenger RNA, 1504 nt
Organism: Sapajus apella (tufted capuchin)
Lineage: Eukaryota; Metazoa; Chordata; Mammalia; Primates; Cebidae
Product: basic proline-rich protein-like
Exons: 2
Coding region: 16-834 (272 amino acids)
Source: RefSeq, a predicted model, not a curated record